Messenger RNA from Lactuca sativa (garden lettuce), 1169 nucleotides. The record is from RefSeq and is a predicted model, not a curated record. Lineage: Eukaryota; Viridiplantae; Streptophyta; Magnoliopsida; Asterales; Asteraceae.
AACAUAGCAAAGCAAAUAAUGUCGUCUUCAAACUUGUUAUUUUUCUCUCUAACUCUAUUAAUCAUCACACUCUCCCCCAUAACAAAUUUCGCUUCUGCUUCUUUGGAAGAAGCCAAUGCUCUUCUUAAAUGGAAGGCAAGCCUUGAAAUCCCAAAAAACUCCUUGCUCUCUUCAUGGAUUCCCCUCCCUUUGAAUUCCAGUGCAUUUGCUCCAUGCAGUUCUUGGUUUGGAGUAGUUUGCAAUGCUGAUGGGAGCAUUCAGAAGUUGAACCUCACAUCAUCUGGAUUAAAUGGUACGCUUCAUCGAUUUUCAUUCUUUUUGCUACACAAUCUUACGCAUUUUGAUCUCAGUGUAAACCACUUCUUUGGCCCCAUCCCACCAGCAAUAAGACACUUGUCCAAACUUAUCCAUCUUGAUUUUUCUGAGAAUAUGUUUUCUGGAGUAAUCCCACCAGAAAUAGGAACCCUGUACUCGGUAACCAUCUUGUACCUAUCCUCAAACAAUAUCUCUGGUCCCAUUCCUACUGAACUUGGGAAUUUGAAGUCUCUCACUCAACUUCACAUGGGCGAAAAUCAACUUAGUGGUUCUAUUCCUUCAUCAUUGGGUAAUUUGACAUCUUUGAAUCUCCUUUAUUUGUACAGAAAUCAACUCUCUGGUUCUAUUCCUAUUGAACUUGGGAAUUUGAAGUCUCUCAGUCUACUUCACAUGAGCGAAAAUCAACUUAGUGGUUCUAUUCCUUCAUCAAUGGGUAAUUUGACAUCUUUGAAUCUCCUUUAUUUGUACAGAAAUCAAUUCUCUGGUUCUAUUCCUAUUGAACUUGGGAAUUUGAAGUCUCUUACUGAUCUUGCUGUGAAUGAGAAUCAACUUAAUGGCUCUAUUCCUUUGUCAUUGGGUGAUUUGACAUCUUUGAAUGUCCUUUAUUUGUACCACAAUUACCUCACUGGUCCCAUUCCUAUUGAACUUGGGAAUUUGAAGUCUCUCACUCGUCUUGAUGUGAGCUUCAAUAUACUCAGUGGUUCUAUUCCUUUAUCUCUAGCAAACCUGAGUAACCUACAGCUUCUGUACCUCGAUUGGAAUAAAUUAUCUGGCCCCAUUCCUAUUGAACUUGGGAAUUUGAAGUCUCACUUAUCUUCAGCUGGGUGUGAAUCAACUUAAUGGCUCUAUUCCUU